AAAGAUAGAUAUAUUCAGUCGCGCACACACACAUAUAUAUUUAUAUAUUUGCCUUCCUUCUUUUAUAUAUUUCUAUAUAUAACUUCCAAGGUUGGAAAUUAAAAACGCCAAGCUUGGCACAAAAACUCACGGUUACUAUACUAUUCAUCACCUGGGCGGCUUUUUUUUAGACUCCUCUACUACUUAAAACUCGCUCUAUCUCACCACUAUAAUUGCACCCUCCCCACUUUCUUAACGUUGGUUCUUCAAUUCCAUCCAUCUUUCUCUCUCUCUCUUCUCUCUCCGGUUUCAAAUUUCGAAACGUUUUUAUUGGUAGGGUUGCUGGUGUUGUGCUGCUACGGAUCGAGAUGAUGAUGAUGGAAGCUGCAGAUCAUCAAGAUCAGGAGGAAGCUGUUUUAGGUUAUAAGGAUCAGGCUCAGAUGAUGAUCAUCAAGGGAAAACGCACAAAACGGCAACGUUUGACUUCCCCACUUUCUGCCAUAGCCACAACAGCUUCAAGCUCAUCAAGUGCAGGCCAUGAUCAUGAUCAUCUUCAAGACCAAGGCCUUUUGGGUCCCAGACAAAGGAUUAGUACUGAUGUUGGUCCCACAGCCUCACCAGCCACCUCAUCUGAUCAAUUCACAGAGAUCAGUACGGAGGAAGAGGAGGACAUGGCAAACUGUUUGAUUCUUCUGGCGCAAGGCAAUUCUACCCCAAAACCCCAAAACCCUAAUUUGGUUAACAACAAUAAGGCGGCUUCAGCAGCAGCUUCGGCCGGGUUAUAUUUGUAUCAGUGCAAGACGUGUGACCGGUGCUUCCCGUCGUUUCAAGCGCUUGGUGGACAUAGAGCCAGUCACAGGAAACCGGGUAAGCAGGCUAACAUUCACAGCACAAUUCAAGACAAUAAGAAAGCGUUGUCAUUCUUGGAAGAAGUGGAGGAAUUUGAUCAGUUUAACAACACCAGCACCACGUUGUCAUUACAAAUUUCGAAUAGGGCUUUCAGGGCAUUGAACAGUGAUACUACUAGUCCUUGUUAUUACAAAAACAAAGCCAAUAAGGUUCAUGAGUGUUCGGUGUGUGGUGCGGAGUUCGCAUCUGGUCAAGCUCUAGGGGGUCAUAUGAGAAGGCAUAGAACAUUAAGCAGCACAGCAGCAACAACAGCAGCAGCAGAAGCCAUGAAUAGUCAUCCUCAGUCGCAAUCGGGAUCAAAGAGACCACGAAAUGUUUUGCAGUUGGAUCUUAAUCUUCCUGCGCCGGAAGAAGAGCACCAGCAGGAAACCAAUAAGUUUCCCUUUGGAGCCAAGAAGGAACAAGUCAUCGUCUUCUCUGCCUCUCCUUUGGUGGGUUGCCAAUACUAAAACACAACUAGCUAGAAACCCACAAUAUCAAUGCUACCCAAUUAAUUGUUUAACAUUAUUUGUUGCUCAUUCAAUAUUCAUUGUUGAUUCUUUUAUACAUGUCUAAAUUUAAUCAAUUAGUUGAAAUUGAUCAAUUCUUUAAGGGAAUUAA
This is a messenger RNA of Malus domestica (apple), 1488 nucleotides long. Its product is annotated as zinc finger protein ZAT5. The record is from RefSeq and is a predicted model, not a curated record. NCBI's taxonomy places the organism in Eukaryota, Viridiplantae, Streptophyta, Magnoliopsida, Rosales, Rosaceae.